This is a messenger RNA of Aegilops tauschii subsp. strangulata, 1707 nucleotides long. NCBI's taxonomy places the organism in Eukaryota, Viridiplantae, Streptophyta, Magnoliopsida, Poales, Poaceae. The record is from RefSeq and is a predicted model, not a curated record.
AUGCCUCCCACGGAUGAACCGAAGGGAAAGAAGCAGCGGGCGAAGGACAAGCACUACCACCUGGCAAAGGAGCGAGGAUACCGGAGCCGCGCGGCCUGCAAGGUGCUCCAGCUCGACGAGCGCUUCCGGUUCCUCCCGUCGGCGCGCACCGUGCUCGACCUCGGGGCCGCGCCGGGGGGCUGGACCCAGCUCGCCGUCAGCCGCGCCACCGUCGGCGGCCUCGUCGUCGGCGUCGACCUCGCGCCCGUCCGCCCCAUCCGCGGGGCGCGUCUCCUCAAGGAGGACAUGACCGCUCCCAAGUGCAGCUCCAAGGUGCGCAGGCUCAUGGACUCCAGGGGCGUCGCGGCGUUUGACGUCGUCUUCCACGACGGCGAUGUACGGAGGAAGAAGAGAAGAAACCGCUCGGUGUGCGCUGGCACCGGCACAUCGGUGGCACAGGAGGAGGCCCCAACUACGCAGUCAGCCCUUGUCAUUAACACCAUACGGCAGGCCACCAUGUUCCUUGCCCCUGGCGGCGUCUUCAUCACCAAGUUCUUCAGGUGUCAAGAUUACAAGGCUGUAAUGUUAUGUCUCAAGCAGCUAUUUGAAAGAGUUGAGUUCACUAGACCUUCAGCAAGUCGGCGCAGACCUGCUGAAAUUUACCUCGUCUGUCUGAAAUAUAAAGCCCCUGCCAAGAUUCAGCCAGAACUUCUUGAUUUGAAGCACUUGCACUUGUUGAGUGUGGAUGCAGAGAAGAGCAAGGCCGGGAUGAUCCUCCUUUGUAAUCCUGACUUGGUUUUUUGCAUUGUCUGUAGGAUCUAUCCUUCCAAGGUUUUCAUUAUUGUCCAGUUUGGUGGGAGAAACACUGACCUAAUUUUCCAUCCUAUAUUCCUAUGUGAUUUAUGUAGGAAAUGGUGGAUGAUUGGUCUAGCAUCAGAUUUUAUAUGGUCUAACGCCCAGACACCACUUGAGUUUCUUGGUUCUUUUAUGGCCAUUUCAUUUGAUGAUCCAGCAUCUCUGCCUAUCAAGAGUCAUGAGCUUACUACAGACCAGAUAAUAUGGAUUUGUGGGGAUUUACUUCUGAUGGAUAAAAAUCGCUUAAAAUAUAUCCUAAAAUGGCGCAUGCGCAUAAGGACUGCACUUUCAUGUUCACAAGUUAUAGCAACCGCUGACGGUACCACGAUGGGCACGAAGGGCAAAAAUGAUGACCAACUUUUACCGGAAAUGGAGGAACUUAUGAGUGUCAUUAGUACAAAGGAAAGGAGAGAGAAUAAGCGUCAAUCAAGGCAUCAGACAAAGGAGAAAGCACACAAGGCAAUAAGAAUGCAAACUGAUGCUACAGAAUAUUGUUACGGCGACCCUGACUUGUUUUUUGUUAGUGAUACCAAUGGUGGAAAAGAACCUCAAGCUGUUGAGUCAGGAGAAGAUGGAGACAGUAGGAAUGGAGAAACUCAAACUCAUGAGGACUCUGAUGAGGUGAUAGAUUCUGAUGAAGAACUGCAGAGGUAUGAAGCUCAACUUGAGGAGUUGAUCGAUGAAGCUUAUGCGCGCAUUAUGACUACAAGAGGCGGAGGAGUGAAACAAGAAACUAAACGUGCCAAGUGUAUUGAUCUCAAUACUGAUGCACAUUUUUACGAGAAUUAUAAAAUUAUUGAAAGUUUGGCUAUAAUAGAUGCUCAUAUUAUGCUACCACUUGACAGGGUGUUGAAGAAUCAGAUGAUGGUGUGA